CCCGCCCGUGGUGGCUAAAGCUACGUGUCCUUGUCCCCCGUGGGCAGCCUCAGAACGUGCGGCCUCGGAUCGGAUCCCCAGUUUGAAGGGCCUCUUCCGGCCACCACCUCCCGGGAAGACGAUGAAGACCAAGAACCGACCUCCUCGGCGCCGGACACCCAUGCAGGACACAGAAGCCACCCCAGGAGAGCAGACCCCCGACAGACCCCAGUCAGGCUCAGGGGGGUCGGAGCUGACCAAGGGUCUUCGGAGUAGGACGGCCCGUGCAGGCGGAGCCCGAGCGGAGGUCAGCCGCCGGCGACAGGGCUCUGGUGGCCGCAGGGAGAACAGUGUCCAGAGGCGGCUGGAGAGCAAUGAGCGGGAAAGACAGCGGAUGCAUAAACUCAACAACGCCUUCCAAGCGCUGCGUGAGGUCAUCCCGCAUGUGCGGGCCGACAAGAAACUCUCCAAGAUUGAGACGCUCACACUGGCCAAGAACUAUAUCAAGUCACUGACUGCCACCAUACUCACUAUGUCCAGCAGCCGCCUCCCGGGGCUGGAGGGGCCGGGUCCUGCACCAGGUCCCAAACUCUAUCAGCACUACCAUCACCAGCAACAGCAGCAGCAGCAGCAGGUGGCUGGGGCUACACUAGGCACCACCGAGGACCAGCCCCAAGGCCACCUGCAACGGUACUCUACGCAGAUUCACAGCUUCAGAGAGGGCAGCUAGCACCC
Messenger RNA from Peromyscus leucopus (white-footed mouse), 714 nucleotides. It is a transcript of the gene Bhlha15, whose product is annotated as basic helix-loop-helix family member a15. The coding region runs from base 122 to 709 and encodes 195 amino acids. NCBI's taxonomy places the organism in Eukaryota, Metazoa, Chordata, Mammalia, Rodentia, Cricetidae. Gene Ontology annotation, molecular function: protein dimerization activity. The record is from RefSeq and is a predicted model, not a curated record. The transcript is spliced from 2 exons.